Jaculus jaculus (lesser Egyptian jerboa) is the source of this 3166-nucleotide messenger RNA. RefSeq names its product serine/threonine kinase 32B (gene Stk32b). The transcript has 12 exons. The record is from RefSeq and is a predicted model, not a curated record. Gene Ontology annotation, biological process: regulation of signal transduction; protein phosphorylation; G protein-coupled receptor signaling pathway. Gene Ontology annotation, molecular function: G protein-coupled receptor kinase activity; ATP binding; G protein-coupled receptor binding. NCBI's taxonomy places the organism in Eukaryota, Metazoa, Chordata, Mammalia, Rodentia, Dipodidae. Bases 113 to 1357 code for a protein of 414 amino acids.
CCGGGAGCAGGGGCGGGGCGCUGGCCGCUCUCGACGCUGCCUGUGUCCCGCAUCCUAGCGCGCAUCCUGCAUCCCCGCCGCGGGGUAUGUAGCAGCGGGGCCGCCGCGGAAUAUGGGCGGGAACCACUCCCACAAGCCCCCGGUGUUUGAUGAGAACGAGGAAGUCAACUUUGACCAUUUCCAGAUUCUGCGAGCCAUUGGCAAAGGAAGUUUUGGAAAGGUGUGCAUCGUGCAGAAGCGAGACACGAAGAAGAUGUAUGCCAUGAAGUACAUGAACAAGCAGAAGUGCAUCGAGAGGGACGAGGUGCGCAAUGUAUUCCGGGAGCUGCAGAUCAUGCAGGGGCUGGAGCACCCAUUCCUCGUGAACCUGUGGUACUCCUUCCAGGAUGAGGAAGACAUGUUCAUGGUGGUGGACCUGCUCCUGGGCGGGGACCUGCGCUACCACCUGCAGCAGAAUGUGCACUUCACAGAGGGGGCCGUGAAGCUAUACAUCUGUGAGCUGGCCUUGGCCCUGGAGUACCUGCAGAGGUACCACAUUAUCCACAGAGACAUCAAGCCAGACAAUAUCCUUCUGGACGAGCAUGGCCAUGUUCACAUCACGGACUUCAAUAUCGCGACUGUCGUGAAAGGAGCAGAGAAGGCUUCCUCCAUGGCUGGCACCAAGCCGUACAUGGCCCCGGAAGUCUUCCAAGUGUACGUGGACGGUGGCCCGGGGUACUCAUACCCUGUCGACUGGUGGUCCCUGGGCGUCACGGCCUAUGAGCUGCUGAGGGGCUGGAGACCAUAUGAAAUCCACUCAGCUACUCCCAUUGACGAAAUCCUCAACAUGUUCAAGGUGGAGCGCGUCCACUACUCCUCCACAUGGUGUAAGGGGAUGGUGGCCUUGCUGAAGAAGCUCCUAACCAAGGACCCCGAGAGCCGUCUGUCUAGCCUCAGUGACGUUCAGAGUGCACCUUACUUGGCUGACAUGAACUGGGACGCAGUGUUCGAGAAGGCACUAAUGCCCGGCUUUGUGCCUAACAAAGGGAGAUUGAACUGUGACCCCACAUUUGAACUUGAAGAAAUGAUUUUAGAAUCCAAACCACUUCACAAAAAGAAGAAGAGGUUGGCCAAACACAGGUCCAAAGACAGCACAAAGGACAGCUGUCUGCUGAAUGGACACCUGCAGCAGUGUAUGGAGACAGUGCGGAAGGAGUUCAUCAUAUUCAACCGAGAGAAGCUCAGAAGGCAGCAGGGACCGGAUGGCCAGCUCUUGAACCACGACAGCCGAGCAGCAAGCCAGGCCUCAAGCAAGCUCCAGGAUGGCCACAACAACAACAUUCUGGCCCAUGCCUGUCCUGGUGGUUGCAGCAGCUAAACCCCUCCUGUAGCUGCCUGAUGGCACAUUCUCUGCCCUGUCCCUCCUCUGUGCCAUAAUGACCCCCAUCUUACCCCUGAGAACAUCCAAUGCAGAUGAGCCCUGUACUCAGAACUGGGGAGCCUUCAUUCGGGUCCCAGCUUUUGACUGAUUUGCUGUGUGGCCUUGGACAAGUCACACCUCCUCUGUGCCUCAGCCUUCUGCACCUGUCAAAGGAUUUAAGUAGCUCUCUUCCCCAUCUCAUUACAAGAUCAUUACGAGAUCCCAGUUGCAAUGCAGACAUGUAAAACCAUGGACAUUUAUAAAAUUGUUUAUACAUGUGCAAUAUAACCUUAAUAUCUGAGUGUACCCACUCUCCAAAGCAAUUAGACGAUCAUCACUUUGCAGUUUGGCCCACACCAGCUUGCUCGAUGGAACUUUUAAAAGCUGAAGCCACAUGACUGCCACUCCCAAGUCCUGAAGCAACCUGGAAGCUUCUUUGCUUUCCGAACAGCCGUGACCUUCGGACCUUCUAGCACGGCGCACCAACUAGCCUGGAUUCCAGGACUCCAAACACAUUGCUCCUUUCACUCACAGAAGACUGUUCCCAUCUUUGGAUUUCAGCAGCCGAAAUCCAAUUUCACUGCCAGCCGAAACCCCUGUGCUGGGGUGCACACAGGUGCCCAUUCAGAAGAGUCUAGCCACCGGUCACUAGUCACUCCCACAGAAUGUCACUGCUGCUCAGAGGAGACUCAGCCCUGCAGCAGAGGCCCCGUCCCGUCCCUGUCCCCUGUCCCGUCCCCACAGUCCUUCUUGGUUUUCCUUCCCAGGAAGGGGAUAAAACUGCAGCUGAGUCAACAGGAGCUUCCCAUCCACUAUUAGAACGUCUGAGUUAGAAAGUCUGAGUUCUUAGAGUUUAUUCUAGAAGGAAAGUAGGUUCAUUCUAAAAGCAAAAGACUUUAUGAGCUGGUCAGGGAGCCCCUUACCCAUGAACCCAGGACACUGAGGUUUAACAACUAAAGCUUGGGCUUUGCGGUUAGCUCAUAGCUAAUAACCUGAAGAGCUCGGGCAAGUCACGUGGUCUCGACUGUCAGUUUUCUUUUCAAAUGGAGAUGAGGGCUAACAAUGCAAGGUUGUUAUGGGGCUAAAUAACAUCCUGCAUUUCACAUCCAGCACAGUGGAUGAAUGAGAAAUGGUAGUAAUUUGUCAUCAUCAACACUGUCCUCCUCUGCAUCAUCAUAUCUGCCUCCUCUCCUUCCUCUUCCCACUCAUCACCACCACCAUCUUCCUCAUCAUCCUCUGGAGAUACUUUCCUGAUUCACCAAUAUGGUAGGUCUGCUUUCUGUUGAAGCAAGCCUCCCUUGUGCUUACGAUUCUAGUUUUGUUUUCUACAGACUGUGAUGUCUGGACAUCCCUGAUGAGUCCAACUGUUUUUAUCUUUUAAUUUUCAUUUUUCACUUUGACAUGAAGAAUCAAUCCUUGGAGCGAUCAUGACAACUCUGGGAUCGCUUAAGAGACGUAUUAAUGCAUGAUAAGGGUUUAUAUUUUUCUUUUAAAAAUAGUCAUUUUUUUGUUUCCAUUUGGACCAAGUCUGUUUUUACCCAGUGUUGCCCACAUCAGUCCACGUGUCCUGCUAAGGCUUCAGGUUGGAGGUCCCAUCAGCUCCUUCUGCCCCGCUGAGAAGUUCCAGGCUGCUCCUUUCUUCACUGUGACCUGGAAGCAUUACAAUUUCCUACUGGACUGAGUUCAGAAUAAGGAGAAGGAUAUCCUCUGGAUUUUCUGGCUCUGUUCAAGCCAGCAUUCCUUGUUCAGAAUAAACGUUUUCUUGAA